AUGAACUUCAUUAGCCCAGCCUUAACUAUGCGUCGAGGUGCCAGCCCCGGCAAAAAGGAGAUGGAUUCGGGUGCGAGCACUCGAAAGAGUACUCUGGACUCCAACAAUUCGAAAUCAGAAAAUGCCAUAGAUAGUGACGUACCUGGGGAGGAGCAAGGUGAGCUGGACCUGUCCUCUGCUCUGGGUGUGUACGAACUGAACCAACAAAACAUUCAACGGCAGCUCUCAGAGGCUAGCACCAAACGAUUGGCCGAGAAACGGAAUAGGUGGGCUG
Sphaeroforma arctica JP610 is the source of this 274-nucleotide messenger RNA. RefSeq lists its product as hypothetical. The annotation marks the transcript as partial. The record is from RefSeq and is a predicted model, not a curated record. The transcript is spliced from 2 exons. NCBI's taxonomy places the organism in Eukaryota, Ichthyosporea, Ichthyophonida.